AUGUCUGGAGCACAAGAUCAGCUUGAGAUAAAGUUUAGGUUGACUGAUGGAUCCGAUAUUGGCCCGAAGAACUUCCCUGCGGCUAUGAGUGUUGCAACUUUGAAGGAGAACAUUAUAGCUCAAUGGCCUAAAGAGAAAGAAAAUGGUCCACGAACAGUGAAAGACAUCAAGUUAAUUAGCGCAGGAAGAAUAUUGGAGAACAAUAGAACCUUGGCGGAUUGUAGGAGUCCAUUAUGUGAUAUUCCUGGCGGAGUCAUGAUCAUGCAUGUUGUCAUCCAACAACCAUUGAUGGAGAAAGAGAAGAAAUUGCCAAAAGGCACAACCAUUUCUUGUGAUGAAGAUCUAUCAAGAUGGUGUACUCACUGGGAUUGA
This is a messenger RNA of Fraxinus pennsylvanica, 372 nucleotides long. NCBI's taxonomy places the organism in Eukaryota, Viridiplantae, Streptophyta, Magnoliopsida, Lamiales, Oleaceae. The record is from the annotation of a GenBank genome assembly.